This is a messenger RNA of Myxocyprinus asiaticus (Chinese sucker), 8371 nucleotides long. Its product is annotated as beta-1,4-mannosyl-glycoprotein 4-beta-N-acetylglucosaminyltransferase-like. Bases 328 to 2130 code for a protein of 600 amino acids. Gene Ontology annotation, cellular component: membrane. Lineage: Eukaryota; Metazoa; Chordata; Actinopteri; Cypriniformes; Catostomidae. The record is from RefSeq and is a predicted model, not a curated record. Gene Ontology annotation, molecular function: beta-1,4-mannosylglycoprotein 4-beta-N-acetylglucosaminyltransferase activity. The transcript has 3 exons. Gene Ontology annotation, biological process: protein N-linked glycosylation; N-acetylglucosamine metabolic process.
GCCCCCGGUUCACCGAGCUCUGCUGGGGCGGAAAAGCGUCAUUUGUGCGCAGAAAACAGAGAAACAGCUCCUACGGGCUUCUGGUUCCCGUUAACUGACAACAAACGGACAGAGGAAGGGUAGCUCGAGCCGUUCACGCGUCAAAAGCACCGGGAGUGAUUCUCCUCCUGCAUCAGGAUGGAUUUAAACACGGACAACACCCGACAGCAGCGCGGUUCACCCCCAUCACCGCCCGACCGACGCUGACUGAGCGAACGUAGCUCCGGGCGUUUAUUUUGACCACCAGCGGGACAGAAGUGCUUCCUCCAUCCGCAAUGAACAUCUAGAAUGUCAUCAGGCGAUGGGAUGAAAAUGCGCCGUCACAGGGUGUUCUUGAUCUGCACGGUGGGGCUGUGUCUCAUUUCCUUCCUGCAUUACUACAAGGCUCUUCACUACGUGUCUCUGUUGAGGGAGCUGUCUGCACCUUACCCCAACAUCAAGUCCUUCAUCAUGGUCACUGGAUUCUUCUGGAAGGAGGGGACCACACCAAUGUCCAGUGUAUCCCCUAAGGAAGGACCUCUUCUGGCCCACAGACUGCCAGACAGUAAGGCUCGGGCUGGAGGAGGUCUGGAUCCAGAUACUAGACAAGAACCUGAAGCUCCACAGCCGUGGAGGAGACCUGAAGAACCUCAGCACAGGAGCUCAGCCACAACAGAGGAUCAAAAGGGAAGUUUGGUCGCCUGGCAGCCCAGUAGCCUGACCAAUCGGAAGCCCGACGCACAGAGAAAGAGCACUGUCAAGGUUGUGGUAAAGAAGCUUCAACCACCACAAACGUCGACUCAAGACCCGCUAGAAUCCCUGGGCGACUUGCACCUUCGCAAACACGUCCUCCGGGACGACCAUACCCCUUAUUUCGUUCGCACCAAAGCAGGUGCUCUGUGCUUCCGUCAAGGGAUGGAGGUGGCACCCCCUAAAGACGAGGCAUUUAGGGCAAAACCCACCAGAACUGGAGCGGGUCAGCGGAAAAUACUGCAGAUGCCUGACGAUUCCAAGACUCAAGGCAAAUCUGUGGAGGAGUCCAGCCCUGCUCGAGGGAAGCCAAAACGUGGCAAACGGCUGGUUAAGUGCGUUUGUCAGCCAGGGUGGCACGGCCCAUACUGUGGAGUGCCCACUAUGGUGUACCACUCUAAUCUGCCCACGAAAGAGAGACUGAUGCCCCGCGAAAAACCCCGACGCGUCAUAAAUGCCAUCAACGUCAACCACGAAUUUGACCUGCUUCACGUGCGGUUCCGUGAGCUUGCUCAGGCUGUAGAUCUCUUCCUUGUGUGCGAGUCAAACUUCACAGCAUACGGGGAGAGACGUCCACUACGCUUCCUGCAUCUGCUGCUCAACGAAACAUAUGAUUACAUUGGCCACAAGAUCCUGUACGUCUUCCUGGAUCACUUCCCCGACGGUGGCCGACAGGACGGAUGGAUCGCAGAUGACUACCUGCGUACUUUCCUGACUCACGAUGGAAUGUCUCGAGUUGUGGGCGUGCGGCCCGAUGAUGUUUUUCUCAUCAACGACGCCGAUGAAAUUCCAGCUCAGGAAGGUGUUCUUUUCCUCAAGCUUUUUGAUGGUUGGACAGAGCCUUUCGCUAUUCACAUGCGGAAGUCACUGUAUGGAUUCUUCUGGAAGCAGCUGGGAUCCCUCGAGGUGGUGUCGGGGUGUACUGUCGGAAUGCUGAGGGACGUCUAUGACAACGAUGGGAUCCGGCUCCGCCGACGGGAAUACUACACCAUGCCAGGAUUCCGAAAGUACGAGAAUGACACCGGGCAUAUCUUGGUGCAGUGGUCCAUUGGAAGUCCGUUCCAUUUCGCAGGCUGGCAUUGCUCCUGGUGUUUCAAGCCAGAGGGCAUCCACUUCAAACUCAUUUCAGCCCAGAACGGGGACUUUCCUCGGUGGGGCGACUAUGAGGACAAGCGUGACCUCAACUACAUCCGGGAGCUGAUCCGAACAGGGGGCUGGUUCGAUGGCUCUGUACAGGAGUACCCACCCUCGGACCCUAAAGAACAUAUGUACGCCCCUAAAUAUAUGAUAGAUAAUUACGAUCACUACCGCUACUUGUUGGAGAACCCGUAUGCCAGGCCAUCCAAGCUAGGUGGUGCGUAGAGCUGUCUGGGAAGUUUGUAAGGAUGGUUGAUUAAAGACAAUAAAGAAGGGGAACAGUUGUUGAGGGAGGGAGAAAAGAGACCACAUUCAGUUCCUCUUUCUUCCAUUGGUCAAGCCCCUCGGUCCCACUUAACACUGUCCAAUGGCAGAACACUUAUUUUGGUAUCUUUUGAAGACGGCUUGCAGAGAACUAAAGCAAAUCUUUCAGUUUUGUGAGAUGUUUACAUAUGAGGGACAAAGUCAGACAUUUUAUUCUGCAUUAGACACUCUCUUUGUUCAUUGUACAUGACCUUACAACCCCUUUCUGUGGAUGUGAGUGUGUGUGCAGGAAUGAAUUCCACGUUCUGACAGCUGUGUUGACAGCUUUCAAAUUCCUCCAGACUUUAAGUCGUCUCCCAUUGUAAGAUCUUCUGAAUGAAUUUGUGGAUGAGAGAGAAAAAGAGAGACCAUUCGAGAGAAACUGACCUGUGCUGGGUUCUGACUGAGCUAAUAUAUGAGGCAAUGAAGAAAUAACACGCAAGAGUUCCUGUCAGUCCAGAGCAAGCCAGAAAUGAGUUUCCAGUCAGAGAAUAUACUGAAGCUGAGAAAAGCAUAGCAGGUUCUAAAAAUAACCACAAAGAUAUGUAGUGUGUGUAAACAGGGGACAAUGUUAACCACCCAUUUUACACCCAAGUAGAGCACUGAAGAGCUGCCAAUUAAAAUUAGAUUGACAUGGGCCCUGUGCCACAACCUAGUGAGAUGUCUGAAUAGGCAGAAUUUUAAAGAAUCAUAGGUGUGCUUCCAACACAAAAGUUGUUACAAAAGGUAGGCAGCUGGAUUAUGCUUAUAAGGUACCUUCUUUUGGAUGAAUUCUAAGGCAGCAUCAGAUAUAUCCUUCACGGAUAAGGCAAUUAAUUUGUGGAUCAGUUGUCAUUUUGAAUCUAUUUGUAUGAUGCACAAAGUUGCCGCCUAUGUAGCGCAUUCCAAAUCAGUCACUGAGGCUGUUCAGCUGCAUGUUUAGGCAGUACACAGCGAGGCAUCUUACUCGGUUUUGGGACAGCCAUGUAGUGUUUCCUGGUGGGCUCUGUUGUGUUGGUGCACAGAUCUGUGGUCAAUGCAUACAACAGAGUUUCUAAAAAAACACUCUGACCUGGAAAUUCCCUGUUCUCAGAACAGUGUAGUCAGCUGAUGCAUUAGAGAUCUGUGGGGAAUAAAAUGCUCACAGUGGCAACAGAGAUCUGAUUAGUGUCAGAAGAUUUGAAAGGGAGUGAUCUGGGAUAAUUCAUAAUAAUUUACUUACCCCUAAUGUUGUUCCAGACAUGUAUGAUAGUUUUUUCCUAUGAAAUACAAAAGGAAAUGUUUAGCAGUAUGUUCACGCUGCUCUUUCAGUAAAUAGUAACUGGGACUGUUUGAAGUCAACAUGAAAUAAAAUAAACUUCAAAAGUCCCGUCAAAAACGUGUUUUAAAUUUUUGAGAUUAUUUUGAUAAAAUCCCGCUUUAAACUACUCAUACACACAUUAUUUCCAUAGGCUGUCAUUGGAAAAUAGCAAACACGUGUUAGAGUAUUGGUGGCAGGGCAACAGUUGCUAAGAUAGGAUUGGUCAGCUUAGCAAAGGGUCAGUUCCACUGUGCAAAGCCGACUGUGCCUUCAUGGUGUUCCAAACCAGCCUGACUGUCUUUCUUCCAUGGAACACAAAAGAAGUUUAGGCUUCAUUUUUCCAUGUAAUGAAAAUAUAACUUAUAAAUCUGAAAAGACAGACGUACCGUAAGCUCCGAGGUUGUUAAUCGAUGGUAUAUGAUUCUGCUGAAGCCAUCAGUAUGCAUUACUUCAGCUUUUUUAUAGCAUAAUUUCUGGUGAAGAACUAAACUACCCAUGAUCCUGAAGAAAAAGAUCCACCAAUCAGAGAAUCACAUCAAAAGAGCUCUGCAGCUCCGCCCACCCCCAUGAAUGAUGCUAUUGAGUCACUCUCCCUACACUCUCCCUACACUCUCAACUACUGAUACAUAUCUAUAUAUCUAAAUAUUUUGAAAUAUACUUUAAAAAUUUUGUUUCUAUACUUAUAAUCAACAACUUAUCAAUAGUUUUAUAUUUUGCAUUGUUUUUAAUUCGACUACGUCAUUUGCAUAAGGGGGAGGGGUGCUGGGGGUGGGUGUUGCCUCACUAGAUUUUCCUUGUGCCCCCUAUGAAACUUCUGACAACCACCCACCCCAAAGAUCACGUCCUAGUACCGCCCCUGCUUCAUGGGAUUGUGGUUAAUUCUCUUAUUAAAGACGUUAAAUACACAGUCUUGUAUCUUUGUCUUUUUGCCUGAUUUUCGAAUGCUUUUUUGCUUCAAAUCAAAGUUUGUAAUAUUGUGAAAAAAAUAAAUGGGAAAAAUACUUCUGGAAGCAACAUGGCUAAAAAAGUGGACGGGCACUUUUGUGCUCUUUUGUGCAAAAUGUAUCUGUGAAUGUUAUACCAAAGAAUUUUUUUUUGUCUUCAUAAUGUUUUAUCAAAAUGUAAUAACUUGCUCCGCCUAUGAAAUGACUUUCCUUUUUAUGCGGACAUCAUCAAGCCCUCUUAAUUUUUAACCACCUGUCAUAAAGAGACACUUUAAACCAUCCAAUCAAUUCCACAAGGAGAAAAUCAAGUCCCGCCCUACAUUAUAUUUCUGAUUAAAGAUCCAAUUUUACUCUGGACUCUGGUCACAUUAAGAAUGUAAAAUGGGUUGUGAAUUCUGUUUCAUGUUGACUUCAAGCUCCAAAAAGGACAAAAUACUGCUAUAAACAUGCCAUGAUAGUAGUGCAGGGACUACAGUUUGCAGAACAUGUUCUCUGUCUCACACACGCUGCUAUAAACAGUUGAAGAGAUAUGUGUGGUGCAAGUUCUCUUGGCAGCGAGUGAAGGGUGUGUUUGCAGGGGGGCAGGAAGGGAAAGACCUCAGCAAAACACUGGAGUCAUGUGAGGCCAUUGAAUGUUCACUUUAAACUACACAUCACCAAAAGAGAAUCAAGAGAGUCAGGGACUCAUGCUAACCAAUUAGUUUUCUAAUUACUCACCAAUAUAUCUACUCCACCCCCUCCUACCCCCAGAUCGUUUUACUUCAAGCAUUUGGCUGCACAUCAGAUCUCACUAGCAGAUUCAGUGGAUGGAGAAAACCUUGUCCAGAAAUCACGGCUCUCUCUCUCUCUCUCUCUCUCUCUCUCUCUCUCUCUCUCUCUCUCUCACAGUUGGGAAGCUUCCUCUUACUUGGCCUUUGGUUGUUCUUGUCAUUUUGGUUUAUAUGCUGUUUGAUGUUAGGCCUGAAACAUACUUAAGUAUUCAAGCACCUUCUCAUCUCGCUUGCAUAAUUAAUGUACUUUAAAGGGUUUGUACGUUGCGAUAACACUCAGUCCGCAAGGAUGUCUGUGCCAUUAAAUCUGUCUAUGCCAUUAAAUCUGAUGUGUUAUUAUUCAGGCAGCUAGCAGUAAUCGUGUUGACUGUUUGACUAACUUUAACCUGCUCAGCAAGAUUCUCUGCAAACUGUUGCUCCUCCAUAGUAGUUGACCUAAAAGAGAAAACUGACUGUAGAAGACACUUUAGGCUAAAGUUUGCCAUAGUGUCACUUGGGGUAGUGCUGAGAAUGCAAUGUGUAGCUAUGAAUUGCGGUCUAAAUGCAAUCAGAACGCAACAGUGCAGUAUAAAGCCCAAAGUAUACUUUGGUUUUGACAUAAAUGCUUACCUUCUGCGUACAGUCAGGUGCUAGCCUUUCAAAAUAUACUUCAUUUGACUGUGCGUGCAUACACAGGUUGUUGGCGCAUGCAUGCUAUGACUGCUAUGAAAUACUGGACUAUUUCUCUUCAGUAGUUUAAAUUUAUAAAGAUGUCUUUAUAUUCCUUCAGACUUGAGUUGAACAACUGCAUGUAUCUCCUGACCUCCUUACAUACACGUUCUAGAUGUGCACAUCUACUAUUGUUGUUUCUACCUCUCUUGUUGUUUAGUGGCAAUAGCAUCGUCUAGCGCUUCUUCGUGACAGCAACAGCUCAGUUGUGAGUGUUGCCACCUUGUGGACCCACUAAUUAGUGCAAACAAUUCCAGGUGUAUGCACAUACUGCACGUUCAGAGUAUGCACGUUUGAGGCCAAAGUAUACUUUGGUUGUCUGCGUUGCUGAUCAGGGCAUGUGUCAAACGUGUUCGCAUUCACUUGCGGUCAGAAAAGUAUACUUUUAAAGGCAACGCGGUCGACCGGGCACUAUCCAAAUCGGAAUGCACAAAAACAAAGUAUACCCAGGCCUUCAAAAAAAUAGAGCCGCACACUAUUCGCAUCUAACUAAAUUAUACUUUGAGCUUAAGCAUUUGUGUACUCGCAUAGAGUUUGUUUUGGGCUGUUAUCUUGCUUUUGACUUGUGAAGCACCUGUGAAAGGAGUCAUCUGAUGUAUCAGGGAGUUUGAUUUAUUCAUGCAAAGCACUGACAUGCUCAUGUGCCGUUUGUUCGGUUUUGUGAUAUAUUGAUCAGUGCCACAGAUUGCCACUUUAAUCAUGAGGUCAAACACACACACACACAUCUUUCAGGAAAUAACAGUGAACAUCCUGUGAUUGGGAACGACAUUGUCAGGUGAAAUAACCCUGUGCUGUCAAACCGUUCAUCUCUGCACUGCAUUUUAUUCUUUUCAAACUGUACCUUAUUCAGCGUAACUUAUGUCUGCUUUAAUAUAUAAAAGGAUAUUUUCUCUCUUUCCUUGUCUAUUUGGGUGGUUAAAAAUUAUUCUUGUUCAACAUGUAGUCAUUCAUAAGAAGCUGAGAUCCUGAGCCAGUCAUAUAACAGAUCAGAUAUAGUUCACUUAUUUUCAUUUUUAAUGUUGCACUGUAUGGGCCUUAUAUAUAUAUAUAAUAUAUUUGUUUUGUUAUUUGAAUUUUUUUUCUGCAUAUGAAACCCGUUUUUCUUAUAUAAGAAAAAUGGGUUUCAUAUGCAGAAAAAAAUUCAAAUAAAACAAAUAUAUAUACACACAGUACUGUGCAAAAGUUUUAGGCACUUGUGAAAAAUGUUGUAUAGUGAGGAUGUCUUCAAAAAUAAUGACAUAAAUAGUUUUCUUUUAUCACUUAAUGUCAUACAAAUUCCAAUAUUUGGUGUGGCCACCUUUUCUCCUAGGUACACCUGGACACAAAUAUUUUCUUUGUUGUUGGCAGAUAGGAUGUUCCAAGCUUCUUGGAGAAUUCGCCACAGUUCUAUCUAUUUAGGCUGUCUCAAUUGAUUCUGUCUCUUUAAGUAAUCUCAGACUGACACGAUGUUCAGUGGGGGGCUUUGUGGGGCCAUGACAUCUGUUGCAGGGCUCCCUGUUCUUCUAAUCUUUUCCAUUUGCAAAAGUAAUGUUUGGGAGUCUAAUAUUUAUAUUUCCUAUUGACACACUAAAGCUGAAGAUAUAAAUAACCAUCUUAAGACAAAUGCUUUUGUGAAACAUCUUAUGUGCCUAAGACUUUUGCACAGCAUUUUGUGUGUGUGUGUGUAUACUGUGUAAUAUAAUAUAUAAACUCCGCAAAAAAGAAACGUCCUUUCAACUGCUUUUAUUUUCAGCAAACUUAAAAUGUAUAAAUAUUUGUAUGAACAUUAAAAGAUUCAACAACUAAGACAUAAACUGAACAAUUUCACAGACAUGUGACUAACAGAAAUGAAAUAUGUCCCUGAACAAGGGGGGGGUCAAAAUCAAAAGUAACAGUCAGUAUCUGGUGUGGCCACCAGCUGCAUUAAGUACUGCAGUGCAUCUCCUCCUCAUAGGCUGCAACAGAUUUGCCAGUUCUUGCUGUGAGAUGUUACCCCACUCUUCCACCAAGGCACAUGCAAGUUCCCGGACAUUUCUGGGGGGAAUGGCCCUAGCCCUCACCCUCCAAUCCAACAGGUCCCAGACGAGCCCAAUGGGAUUGAGAUCCGGGCUCUUCGCUGGCCAUGGCAGAACACUGACAUUCCUGUCUUACAGGAAAUCACGCACAGAACGAGCAAUAUGGCUGGUGACAUUAUCAUGCUGGAGGGUUAUGUCAGGAUGAGCCUGCAGGAAGGGUACCACAUGAGGGAGGUGGAUGUCUUCCCUGUAACGCACAGCGUUGUGAUUGCCUGCAAUAACAAGCUCAGUCCGAUGAUGCUGUGACACACUGCCCUAGACCAUGACGGACCCUCCUCCUCCAAAUCGAUCCCGAACUGUGACCUUAAUUGCCUACCUUCUGUAAGCUGUUGGUGUCUUAACGACCGUUCCACAGGUGCAUGUUCAUUAAUUGUUUAUGGUUCAUUGAACAAGCAUGGAAAACAUUGU